CUGACGACCAUGUCUGGCCCCGUCCCGAUCGUCGACGCCGCACACCCGUUUGCGCGGGACUCCGACGAGCUCAACCCGCCUGACAUCAUUAUGCGCUCCGCUGACAGAGUCGACUUCUUCGCUCACAAGCAGAUGCUCGCAUUCUCGUCGAACUGCUUCGCCAACAUGUUUGCCUUUCCCGCGCCAACUGUCGACGACGCGAACCCGACGCGUGCUGGCCUGACUGUCGUCGUGGUCCCGGAGCCCGCUGUUGCGCUCCGCGUGCUUCUGCUUAUGUCUUAUCCCCGGUUUUCUGCUACCUACAUCGUCGACUCGUUCGACGGCGUCGCCGAGGCCUAUGCCGCGGCGAAGAAAUACGAUAUUCCUGCGGCGAUCACUCACAUCCCCAAGCUUCUCCUGGAACCUGUGCUCCUCGCGCGCGAGCCCUAUCGCGUCUUCGCCAUCGCCCACAUUUUACAGUUGGAGGACAUUGCGAAGGCCGCUGCGGCAGAAACGCUGAAGCACCCGAUCCUCGGUCCGGCGGCCCAUGUCCCGGAGUAUGCCCUUAUUUCUGCCCACCAGCUGUGGCAGCUCCAUGCUUUCCGCCGCGAGGUUGCUGAUGUGUUGAAGGGCAUUGUCGAACUAUUUGUCCGUCCCUGUCUCGCGGAAAACCUAGUCAUAUACGACGACGCUUUCACGCCCGAGCGAGCGCAUCUGACGCUCGUCUGGUGGUCCCCAAUGGGCCCGCGCGGGAAACACGCGGUUGGUUGUGGAGCCUCCCUUCUCGCCGUCCCCGAGGACUUUCCGGAAGUAUUGGUAGUCCCUGCCCCCUGGUUCAGCGAACACAUCGACCGCGUCAUGCAGCGCGUCAGCUCGCUCUACACGCCCUUCGAAACGAAUGUCGACCACGUCGCCGAGUUUUUGGGGCAGAUAACGCCGGAAAUCAUCACCGCCACAUCCAAGUGCCCGCUGUGCACCGCGAAAGCGGCAACGGACUUGAAGGAGUUGGCGGAUGGGUUCAGGGUCGUCGCAAAGGGGAGCAUCGAGCAUGUUCUGCAGAAAACGACAUUCAUUACACUUUAG
Molecule: messenger RNA, 1062 nt
Organism: Mycena indigotica
Lineage: Eukaryota; Fungi; Basidiomycota; Agaricomycetes; Agaricales; Mycenaceae
Exons: 2
Coding region: 10-1062 (350 amino acids)
Molecular function (GO): protein binding
Source: RefSeq, a predicted model, not a curated record